Ailuropoda melanoleuca (giant panda) is the source of this 3537-nucleotide messenger RNA. It is a transcript of the gene B3GAT1, whose product is annotated as beta-1,3-glucuronyltransferase 1. The record is from RefSeq and is a predicted model, not a curated record. Gene Ontology annotation, molecular function: galactosylgalactosylxylosylprotein 3-beta-glucuronosyltransferase activity. Gene Ontology annotation, cellular component: Golgi membrane. The coding region runs from base 885 to 1889 and encodes 334 amino acids. The transcript has 6 exons. Lineage: Eukaryota; Metazoa; Chordata; Mammalia; Carnivora; Ursidae. Gene Ontology annotation, biological process: carbohydrate metabolic process; chondroitin sulfate proteoglycan biosynthetic process.
UCUCCUGGAACCCCUGUUGUUGCCAGUGUGAGUGCUGUCUCCUCAGCAUAUGGCAGCCCCCACAGGGACACCCCCUCAGCUUGCUGAUACCCAAGCCAUGUAAAAUUCACAAAAAUUCCCAAUUGACAUUGACAAAGGGAAGGCACUUGCUGUGUUUCCUCCCAGGGUCUAUCCCCAAAAACUUAUCUUGUUGGCCCUCACCCCAAUGUUGACCCCUUUAUCUAGGCUAUGAAAGAAACCAUCUGGACACAUGUGGACAUCAGAGUAGCCAACAUGUCUUGAGUACUCACUACACACACACACACACACACACACAUACACACACACACAUCAGGCACCAUUUUGUGGCCUUUGUGGGUAUGAACUGAUUUAAUUCUUGAAACCUUGUGAAGUAGGUAGUGAUCGUACCCCAUUUCACAGAUGAGAAAACAGAGGCACGGAGAGCAGCCAUAACUUGGCAAAGGGCAUGUGGCUUGUUGGUGGCAGAACUGGGGCUUAAAACAAGAUGUGUGUCUGAAGGUCGUGCCCUUAACUUCUGUGCCCUGCUGAAUUAUGUAACUGGGCAACUCCGCGUCCCCAUGCCUGUGGGGGACAGAGGCUUGUUUCACUCAGGAAGGCAAGCUGGAGCAGUCCUCAGGGACAUGGCAGUCCAGGCUCUACUGUGAAAACCCCAAAGCUGUGAGCCCCACAGCCAGGCCCCAGGUCUCUGGCCAUCCUAUUCUGCUCUCUCUUGCAGGUGUCCACUUCACAGGGUUCCUGAUCAUGCCCUUGGACAGCCACCCCUUCUCAGUCUCCAGUCUGGCCAGACUCUGCAAACCUGCUUCCGCAAUGGGUGGGUUGUGAGUGCUGGGAACGAGGAGCUGUGGGCCCAGCCAGCCUUGGAGAUGCCGAAAAGACGGGACAUUCUUGCGAUUGUCCUCAUCGUACUGCCCUGGACACUGCUUGUCACCGUGUGGCACCAGAGCACCAUCGCGCCUCUGCUCACCACGCACAAGGAUGACGGCAGUGACCCCCGGCGCGAUGCACCCCCGGGCGCGGACCCCAGGGAGUACUGCAUGUCGGACCGCGACAUCGUGGAGGUGGUGCGCACGGAGUACGUGUACACGCGGCCCCCGCCGUGGUCAGACACGCUGCCCACCAUCCACGUGGUGACGCCCACCUACAGCCGCCCGGUGCAGAAGGCCGAGCUGACGCGCAUGGCCAACACACUGCUGCACGUGCCCAACCUGCACUGGCUGGUGGUGGAGGACGCGCCGCGACGGACGCCACUCACCGCGCGCCUGCUGCGCGACACCGGCCUCAACUACACGCAUCUGCACGUGGAGACGCCCCGCAACUACAAGCUGCGCGGCGACGCCCGUGACCCGCGCAUCCCGCGGGGCACCAUGCAGCGCAACCUGGCCCUGCGCUGGCUGCGGGAGACUUUCCCGCGCAACUCCAGCCAGCCAGGCGUGGUGUACUUUGCCGACGACGACAACACCUACAGUCUGGAGCUCUUUGAGGAGAUGCGCAGCACCAGGAGGGUGUCUGUGUGGCCCGUUGCCUUCGUUGGUGGCCUUCGGUACGAGGCCCCACGGGUCAACGGGGCAGGGAAGGUGGUCGGCUGGAAGACGGUGUUCGACCCGCACCGACCAUUUGCAAUAGACAUGGCUGGAUUUGCCGUCAACCUGAGGCUCAUUCUACAGCGUAGCCAGGCCUACUUCAAGCUGCGCGGUGUGAAGGGAGGCUACCAGGAAAGCAGCCUCCUCCGAGAACUUGUUACCCUCAAUGACCUGGAGCCCAAGGCAGCCAACUGCACCAAGAUCCUGGUCUGGCACACACGGACAGAGAAGCCGGUGCUGGUGAACGAGGGGAAAAAAGGCUUCACUGACCCCACUGUAGAGAUCUGAGCCCCAGGAUACAGGAGCCUCCUUCUCAGACCCUGUUCCUGGCCUUCCAUCCUCUCCCCAUGGCUGAUGGUCCCUCCGAGGCAAACUCCUAAGGAAUCGCCAUCACCCUCCUUUCUAUUCUGGGGGCUUCAGAGAGAGCCCAGCUUGAUGCCAGGACAAAGGACGGAGAACCUAAAGCACAGAAAUCCCAGACCUGUUGUUCUCUUCCAUCCAGCACGACCAGGGGCCCAGCUGCUAGCCAAGCCAUGCCAGCCAGUGAGCUAGUGCCCCAGCAUGCCUCCCCAGUGCUUCCUGCACUGACGGGGCCUGCGGGAGCAGACGCAGUGGUUACUGAAGCCCUGGAGUGAUGCCAGGCUGGGAGAGAGGUGAAAAGACCCCGGCUGUCAAGUGCAGUGUGGCCUUCCCGGGCUCCCUGCUCCUGGGGCCCAGCAUGACCGCACAGGCCAUCCGGCCAGGGAAUUCUGAAGACCGGAGAGCAGCCCCCUGCCCAGGCAUCAGGAACACCCCCUCCCCUCCUCAGAGAGCUGCUCUCAAGUAGACAUACCUCUCUGGCUUUCCUCUGGUUCCUAUUUCCAGAGCAUAAGGCUGUCUUUGAUCCCAACAAGCGACCACCCUGCAUGAGGGGAGCCUGGGCCUGCUAUCAGGCUCCCCAUACCUCAGGCUGUGGUAGGAGUGAAGCCCCUUACUCUGGCCCCACAUCCCUCAAGCCUGCUCCUUCAGGCACAGAGAAGGAGGUGGGCCCUUGAGCCAGCACAGGUCAUGGACUGACCUGGACUAAGACCAUGCAGGCCCCUGUCUACACACUGCCUCCCCACUGCCCACUGGGCUCCAGGGCUCCUUGCCUGGGCUGGGACUGUGGAGGCCAGGAGCCCUCUUCCCGGAGCUCUUGAGAACCACAGACCUCAGGGGCUGAAGUGAGCCAGGGGUAGGCAAGGUGGAAAGAGGAGGGAGGCAGGGGCAGUUCCGUACUCCUUCCUGCCCCUGGUUGGGGGGUGUGGGAGCUUUGAGUUAACAGAGAGAUUUGUGGAAAAGGGGCAGAGAUCAUUUGGACCCCGAGGGGAAAGGAGAGCUGAGCACACACUACUUUGGAAAUCAUUCUAUUUUAGACACAAAAUGGGAACGAAAACAUCCCUUGUCCCUGAGUUGGGGGCACGAGGAAUAAGCCUGUGUCUUGUGCCCUCCCCGCCCCUCCCCCAGAAAGAACAGUGUGCAGGUGCCGCCCCUGCACCAGGAGAGGCCACGGACAGGGACAGCCCUCUUCUGAUUCUCUCACUCAUGCUCCUGAAAGUUGGAAGCACAAUUUUCCUCCCAAGUGGAGGAAAAGGAAAGGCCUGAGCCUACUGAAGAGGUGUUUAUUUUUUAAUGCUAACUGCCCCCACUCCGUUUAAACUCACAGGACCCUUCUGAGGACUGCCGAGAACCCACUCCUGGGGGUGGGUGGGAAGGAUUCAGUCCAGCAACCUAACAUUCAAAAAAUAGCAUUGGCUGCCGAUUUUGAAAUGGAUUUAACUUUCCACAGCAUUCGUGAAACCAUCCAAUGGGAUCUUGUCCCUGAGAACCCUGAGCCACCUUGCAGGACGUUCCCCAGCCUCUUACACUUUCGGUAGUGGCUCUGGAAUCAACCCCUCGGAGCCAAGUGGGGUGGCGU